This is a messenger RNA of Symbiodinium natans, 2100 nucleotides long. Lineage: Eukaryota; Dinophyceae; Suessiales; Symbiodiniaceae. The record is from the annotation of a GenBank genome assembly.
AUGGCGGAACAAUGUGUCCAAAACAUCCGAGAUCUUGCGGCAACUUUGUUGGAACAGGUGAAGGCUCAAUCGGGAGCGGAGAUUCGAACGAGAGAUGAAAUCGCAGGCUGGGCGUAUGUUCAUGCCUCAAUGCUUCAGAAUACGUUUGCAGUCAGAGCUGGAACGACUUCGUUCGAGAAAGCUUUUGGCUUGGCCUACAACGGGAAAUUGGCAUGUUUCGGCGAGGUGGUUCUGUUUGCAUUGAGUCAAGGUCAUCGAAAGAAAGGAUGCCCGAAGUUCGUGAAAGGCCUGUGGCUUGGAAAAUCGCUCGCGAACGACAUGCAUGCGUGUGGGACAGCGCUUGGUUUGUACUUGUCAACAACGGUCCGAAGGUUGAGUCCACAAGAACGGUGGAGCAAGCACAUGCUGAAAGAAUUCCAAGGCAAACCGUUCAAGUUCUCGUUGAGCAGCCUGGGAAAGGUCGUGAUUCCUGUUAUGAAAGACAGGACAAAGCCGAAUGUGGUGCCGGACAUGCCGGUAGUGCAAGACAGUCAAGCCAUGAAGAGCCAGGAGGGGUUUCGACACCAUCGUGCAGCUGGUGAUGGCGUGAUGGAGGAGAUGGACAUCGAGGCAAGAAGAGGUGAGAAGAGAUCUGAGCCCGAACCAAGUGCCGAUGAGGAAGAGAAGCGCGGAGAGAAGAGACCUAUGCCGGAGGCAAUGAACACCCCGCUGAACGCGCCUCCACUCUACGCCGGGAGCUCAUCGCCGCCAAAGACCUCCAGGGUUUCAACUGUGAAAGUAGCAGAUGCUGAGUACUAUGUGUUAGAUGAGCACCUAGAAGAGGAGUGGGGCGACAUGGAAAAGUGGGGGAUUUGGUCUGAGGAAGAAGAGGAAGAAGAAAGCCUCGAUUGGGGAAAGUUAUGGCAUAGCAGGACUGAGAAUGAAGGGCCUCCAGAACUGUCGGAACAUGAAAUGGAGCAAGUAGAUGCUGAGAGCAGGAAGACAGAAGUGAACCGACUCCUGGACAUGGGAGUGUUGGAGCAGGUAGCGUCCUUGCCUGAGGCAGCCGAGCUAUUGCAGACGAAGCAUGUGAUGGACUGGCGGUACCGUGAGGCGAAGUGGAAGAGAAGGGCGAGAUUAGUGUGUAAGCAGCUGAAGUUUUGGGAUCCGAACAGGACAGACGUGUAUGCCCCAAGCACCAAUCCAUCAAUCGCAAAGCUGUUGCCGGCCCUCAUGGUUUCCCGAGCAGGGUGGCAAAUGGUUAGCUUCGAUGUGAAAGACGCGUUCCUCGAGGUGAAGCAGCUUUAUGUGAUGUUGGACGGAUCUCCGUAUAGGGUCCAUCGUUGCUUGCCAGGACAACAGGCAGCGUCUGCGCGGUGGGGAGAACAGCUGGCUGCAGACCUGGCUACGGCUGGCUUGGUGCCAGAUGAAGCAUGUCCUGCAGCGUUUGGACAGCCAGGUUUGGGUGCAACAGUUCAUGUCGAUGAUGGCUUGCUAGCUGGAACCCCAGAGAGUACACGCAAGGUAACUGAAAUCCUGGAGAGGAAGUACAAGCUGGAAGUCUCAGAGCCCGUAAAGAAUAUAGGUGAUAGCCUGAAGUUUUUGAAGAAAGAGCUGAUCAUCACCGAGUCUGGCAUUGAGGUGAGAGUCGACAAGAAGUACCUGGAGAAAAUUUGUGGUGUGCUGGACUUGAAAAGGGGGAUAUUAAGGAAAACGCCGUGUAGUCCAGAGAUUGCCCAGAUGGAUGAGUCCGAGCCCUUGCAGGACUUGGAGGCUUCGAAGUUCAGAGCGGCAGUCGGAAGCUUCUUGUACCUCAGCCCCGAUAGGCCAGAUGCACGGUGGACCAUCGCACACUUGGCAAGGUACAAAGGCGCUAGCCGAUUUUUGAUGAGCCGCCUGGGCUAUGGUGGCUUCGAGUGCUUGAACAAGGACCGGCUGAAGUAUGAGCAGAUGAACUCCAAGGUGAUCCGCUUGCUGGUGAUGAUGGAUGCCAUGCGGAGUGCGAGUGCGAGGGAGAUCCCUGUGGAAGGCCAUGAGAGUGAACAGACUGGAAUAACAAUCAUGAGCGCCUUGAGUCUGGAGAUCAAAAUCGGCCAGUGGGUUGGCGUGCUCCUGAUCUGA